Molecule: messenger RNA, 1134 nt
Organism: Antrostomus carolinensis (chuck-will's-widow)
Lineage: Eukaryota; Metazoa; Chordata; Aves; Caprimulgiformes; Caprimulgidae
Product: exosome RNA helicase MTR4-like
Exons: 8
Biological process (GO): maturation of 5.8S rRNA
Cellular component (GO): nucleus
Source: RefSeq, a predicted model, not a curated record
GUUGUUCCUGUUUUGGUACAUCUUCUCUCAGCUAUCAGCAGUGUCCGACUUUACAUUCCAAAAGACCUGAGGCCUAUUGACAACAGGCAAAGUGUCUUAAAAUCUAUACAAGAAGUACAGAAGCGAUUUCCCGAUGGAGUACCGUUACUGGACCCUAUUGAUGACAUGGGUAUCAAAGAUCAAGGACUGAAAAAAGUAAUCCAAAAAGUAGAAGCAUUUGAGCAUAGGAUGUAUUCACAUCCUCUUCACAAUGAUCCCAACUUGGAAACUGUGUACAAACUCUGUGAAAAAAAGGCACAGAUUGCUAUGGAUAUUAAAGCAGCAAAACGAGAACUGAAAAAAGCCAGAACUGUUUUACAAAUGGAUGAGCUCAAGUGCCGCAAGCGUGUUUUGAGAAGACUGGGAUUUGCCACGUCUUCAGAUGUUAUUGAGAUGAAAGGACGGGUCGCUUGUGAAAUCAGCAGUGCUGAUGAACUACUUCUGACAGAGAUGAUGUUCAAUGGUCUCUUCAGUGACUUAUCUGCAGAACAGGCAACUGCACUACUAAGCUGUUUUGUAUUUCAAGAGAACUCCAGCGAAAUGCCAAAGUUGACAGAGCAGUUGGCAGGACCACUUCGGCAAAUGCAGGAGUGUGCAAAAAGAAUCGCCAAGGUGUCAGCAGAAGCAAAACUGGAAAUUGAUGAAGAAAAUUACUUAAAUUCUUUCAGACCCAACCUAAUGGAUGUUGUGUAUACAUGGGCAAAUGGAGCUAACUUUGCUCACAUCUGCAAAAUGACUGAUGUCUUUGAAGGUAGCAUAAUUCGUUGUAUGAGAAGACUCGAAGAAUUGCUUCGACAGAUGUGCCAGGCUGCAAAAGCCAUUGGAAACACAGAGUUGGAAAAUAAGUUUGCAGAGGGGAUUACAAAAAUCAAGAGAGAUAUCGUGUUUGCUGCAAGCCUUUACCUGUAACAGAAGGUACCUUCUAAAAACAGUACUAGAUUCACAUUAUGGAACAAGUGCAUCAGCUUCACAUGCUACUUCCAUCUCAAGUCAUUAUUUCUUUUAAUAGUGUGUAUUUAAACCACAGUUGUUUCAACAAGGCAUGUACAAACAGCAGUGUAUGUAAUAUAACUGUUACCGUGUUUACAAUAAAAA